GUACCCCGAAACCCCCACACGUUGAUGGAGCUGUGGGGAGCCCCAAAACCAACCACGGACCUAUGGGGGCACCCCGAAACUGCCGACUGCUCCACGGACCUAUGGGGAGCCCCGAAACCGCCAAUUUCUCCAUGGACCUAUGGGGCACCUCGAAACCACCAACGUCUCCCAGCCCUUUGGGGGCGCCCCGAAACCGCCGCGAGCCCCCCAAGUCCCACAGGGGCCCCCAAGCUGUGGGGCCCCGCCCUGGGUGGCGCUUCCUGCCAGUGCUCCCCGCUUCCUGCCCGCGCCGCGCUCGCGCUGUCCCCCACCAACGGCUGCGGCCCCGAAGGGACCCCGGGACAUGUGGGGCCACCCCCUGGCUCGCUUGGCCACCGCCCUCUGCGCCCUCCUGGCCACCCGCCUCACCGCCCAGGACCCCUCCGUGGCCAACACCACGGACCACCAGGUGGCCACCGCCACCUUCACCGCGUCCCCCCCCGUGGCCACCGAGGGCCAGCAGCUGGCCACCACCGGGGCCCUACCGGAGACCAGUCCAGGGGUGUCCCAGUGGCCCAAGAGCCACCUCGGGGGCCUGGUGGCCACCACCAAGGACCACCAGGACCCCGUGGCUGGCUACCGACCGACUUCGAAGAGCAGCGGUGGCCAGCACGAGGGGCCGGAGGCCACCGGUGGCCACCACCAUGCCGUCACAGAAGGCCACCCUUUGGAUGACCACGGUGGCCACCACCGGUGGCCGCCACCCGCCGGUGGAGCCCACUGUUGAUCGCCAAAUUUUCAAGGACCUCACCAGUCACCAGCCACCCUUGCAGGCCACCAGUGGCCACCGGCAGGAGGUGCUGGCCACCACUGAAGACCAAAUGACCUCCUUGGUCCCCAUGGGCCACCAGCCAACGUUGGAGACCACCACCGGCCAUGACCUGAUUGUGGAGGCCACCAGUGAAGACCAAAUGACCUCCUUGGUCUUCACUAGCCAACAGCCAACGUUAGGGGCCACAGGUGGCCACCAACCAUCUUGGAAGACCACCUGUUGGCCACCAAUCGCCUUGGAAGACCACCGUUGGCCACCAACCCACUUUGACGACCACCCUUGGCCACCAAUCACCUUGGAAGACCACCGUCGGCUACCAAUCGCCUUCGAAGACCACCGUUGGCCACAAAUCACCUUGGAAGCCGACCCAAGGCCACCAACCACCUCGGAAGACCACCAUUGGCCACCACCCAACCCUUGAGGCCACCGCUGGCCACCACCCAACCCCAACGACCACCAAGCUCCUCAUGGCCCACCCGGGGGCAACGCCGGCCCCCCAGAGCGGCUCGUGGCGCUGGCUACUGGUAGCCGCGGUGGUGGCCAUGCUGGUGGUCACCAUGUUGCUGGCCUGGUGGCAUUGCCACCGCCGGCGCCACUCGGGCUCCACGUCCUUCGGGCCGUGGGCCUGGCCCGGCCUUGGUGGCCGAGGACGAUGGCGGCGGUGGCGGUGGCACAGCCACGGUGACGCAGCCGCUGGUGGCCACCGUGGCCACCAUGCAGCAGGAGCCCACGCUCAGCACCUUCCGGGCCGCCUCUGGCUCCGUGGCCAUGGAAGAGCUGCCAGGACCCAAAGGGGAAGAAGCCCCAGCCAAUGGGGAUCCUGGGGCUCAGGCCCCGCCCCCUACUUAGCCCCGCCCCUACAGUUAGCUCCGCCCCUUUGGCCCCGCCUUGUCCCCACCCAAAGGGACCCAGGUGGUCUCCGUCCCCAGUUUUCCUGUCCCAUCUCCAAUUUUUGUCCCGUCCCCAAUUUCCUGUCCCCUGUCCCCAAUUUCAUGUCCCGUGUCCCCAAUUUUGUGAAGCCAAUUUCAUGCCCCCGUCCCCAAUUUUGUGUCCCCUCUGUCCCCAAUUUCAUGUCCCCUGUCCCCAGUUUUGUGUCCCUAUCUCCAAUUUCCUCUCCCUUUCCCCAAUUUUGUGUCCCCCACCCUCAAUUUCGUGUCCCUGUCCCCAAUUUCCUGUCCCCUGUCCCCAGUUUUGUGUCCCCUGUCCCCGAUUUCGUGUCUCUUGCCCCCAGUUUUGUGUCCCCUGUUCUCAAUUUCAUGUCCCCUAUCCCCAGUUUCGUGUCCCCCCCCUGUCCCCAGCGACCUGGGACCUUCCUCCCUGUCCCCAUCUCCUCAUCCUCACAUCCCCACCAAAGGGUCCCAGGUGCCCCCCCCCAUCCCAAUGCCUUCAUGUCCCCUCCCGUCCCCAUCGGGGGACCCCGGUGCCGUUUCCGAUGAUAAGAUUUAUGUUUUUCUCCUUUUUUGUACUUUUUUUUUCAGAAGCUAUUUAAUAAAAAUGUCCAGACCG
Molecule: messenger RNA, 2317 nt
Organism: Cygnus atratus (black swan)
Lineage: Eukaryota; Metazoa; Chordata; Aves; Anseriformes; Anatidae
Exons: 2
Coding region: 140-766 (208 amino acids)
Source: RefSeq, a predicted model, not a curated record